AUGCAAAUGGAAUCAUGGCGUCAACGAGGAUAUGUCCCCGAUUCGGACGAGGAAGAUGGCUUCGACUCGUUAGAGGCGAAGAAGAUCAAUUGCAAUAAUAGUCCUGAGCCUGGAAGUCUCGAGUAUAUCGAUCUUCCGUCGUCUUCGUUGAAGGAAGGGUCGAGCAGUCAACCGAAGGGACAACGAGACCACAGGACCGAGAAUGGCUCGAUUACGCUCUCGGAUACGGAGGAUGCUCCUAUUCGGACGCCCAACAGGAUAACUCUAGAAGUCCAGAUCCCAAGCAAGCCCAGAACUGAGCAGGGUCCUGCACAGAAGCGACAAUCUUUUGAGAAGACCGUGAAUGGGACUUAUAUACACUCGACGAAUACUCAAAAUGAAACAACGACCCCAGAGCAACGAAGAGGACGUAGGACUUAUGGAACUCGAUCGUCCGCUACGAAAAUAAGGAACCGUCAGAGCAGCGAGCUUCCGAGCACCAAUACCCCGGCCAAGACUACGGACAGCAUAUAUGACAUUCCGUUGUCAUCGCAAGAGCAGGAAAGUCCUCGACCAAAACCUUCAAGUCACAAGUCUAUACCGAAAACCCCAAUGGUUAAGCUGCAAUCAGAAUCGCAAGUUAUACCAGAGCCACAGACCCCAUUGAUUGGGACACAAGGUGAAGGGUCAAACACGCGGAACUCCUCGCCGGACGAGUUGAUGUUGAUUCCCGAAAGGACUCGACAGAAAUCACAUGUCGUGAAAUAUGUUCAGCCAGUAGAUGAGCCGCCUCUACCUCCGCCACCCCAGGUAAUCUCGGAUGAUGACUCUCCAUUAUCUUCCGCACCGUCGUCAAUUGGGUCUCCACCAUUCAACGAAGACCGGGUGAACCAUGCCAAUGGCGACAAAGAGACAGAGCCAGGAUUCCCUGGAGAUGGACAGGUAGCCUCACGCGAAGGAAUACUGUCCCAACUAAAUGCAAAUGCAAAAGACGUAUUACCUGAUAUUGACAUCCCCGAAGAAGUAUUGCGGGAACUGCCUCAAGGAGCACAGAGGAGAUUUCGAAAACGCACAACAAUUCAAUUACAACCAUACGCUCUGGACCUAGUCCAAUGGCAAGAGAAUCAGAAAAGAAUGGGCCUGCCCAUUCAUCGACGAGGCCACCGAGGGGCCGAAGAAAGCCAAGAACAGGAUUCAUAUGAACCUGCCUUACGUUCAUCGAGCCCUCCGGCGGAAGAAUAUCUUCCACCGGUCAGGCACGAUCGCCCUAGACAUGACCGUGAACGAGAUGGCCACGAACACGCUCCACCAGGGCAGGCUCGCGUGGUGAAGCGACGAAAAACAUCGCACGCAACACCCAAGGGAAGUCGACAAUUGCACAGACAGAUCAAACCCCGUGGGAUCAGAGAUGAUUAUUCAGCUGCUGGAAACCAGAAUGGACUCUCCAUAUUCGAUUUGACAUCAAGUCCUCCACACACGGGUCGUUUGUCCUCAACGUCAAGAACCCCACGCGCCUCGGAAGGAGGAUUUCGAUUUCCCCGUGGCUGGUCGCCGCCGGGAGGAGUCGCAGAAUCUGAAACCCGGGAAACGGAAGAAGCAGAGAGCGAAUCAAUGGGCAUUGCCGCAGAUUAUGAUGAUGAUGAUGGUGGUAUACAGUCAAUUCCGUCGGACAGUGAGCAGAGUGAUGAGCAAGAAGACGAUUCAGAUGCCGAAGCACGUGAAAUUCGACGAGCGCAGCGCCAAAUUCGCGGAGUGCUCCCGGCAUCACAUAUGCGAAUCGAACAGAAGAAGCUUGCAGACCAACAAAAACUUGUUCAACGGGAGAAAGAUCGACAAGCUGCGCUGCACCGUCCGGAUGGAAAAGGAGUUGCGCGGAAGCUCGUCCGAAGAGGUGAUCGCUCAACACAACCAGCAACACAGCAGUCAAGAGGCUUGUUUGACCUUGGGGAUUCAGAUGAUGACGAUGACGACGACGGCAAUGACAAUGCCAGCAAUGCCCCUGUCUCAAGUAAUACCAACCGAGGGGUAACUAGCCGCUUUGACUCGCAAGAUCCCUUUGCGACUGAUGGUGAUAUCCUCGAAGACAAUCGAAUCGACUACAUGUUUGCGCCGGUUGUGCGCAAGGCCACUGGUCCUCGACACAAGACAAAUAUUCUAAAGAGACCAAAAUCAAAAGGCAGUGCAUCUACUGGGGAAAGACAUGCCAAGAGGCCUCGACAGACCCGCAUGACUGAUGCUUCGUAUGGAGGACGGAGAACGAAGAAAUCCUCAACUGUCCAACGUCCAAGGAUAGGCAUCUUAGAUGCGCCAGAUGUCUCUACAAAGUCUCAGAAUGAGCAACCGCGCUUCCUCAGGAUUGCUGCAAGACAAGCUCACUCGCGCCGAGAUGCUGGCAGGAGAAGCCCUACUCAGAAGUUUUUGAAACUUGCGUCUAGGGGCGACACAGAGGAUGCAAAUGAGUCUUUGCGGGAUUGGAGACGGGGCGUGAUUCGGCAGACUAAAGUAAGUCCACCUCGGCCUAGAGCUCGCCGUCACCAGCCUACGAAGACUCAAUCACUUUCUGGUUCUCGAGCUCCGCCAGCUCCACGGGUUGCGUCAAAUUCAAGACAUCCGCAGAUAUACAGCCAGGCAUUCCAGGAACAAGCCGAUCUCUUCGUGCCAGAUGCUCCUACGCCGGAACCAGAAGAAUACCCGUCUCAUUCUGGUGCUGUGCCGCUCGCGGAGCCAGUUCCAGUGACAUUGCGGGUGCCCUCGAUCCAAACCCCACAAGCCGAACCCUCUCGUCGACAACCAGAGAAGCAAGGCCACACAUGGGUCGUUCCUAGAAAUCGUGCAAUAACAUCAUUCACGAGGAACGCCCUUCGGCCUGCUGAAGCUAGCGCUGCAGCGCCAAUAAGAGGCCAGAAGGCAACUCCAGCCAUUUUCAAAAAUUCCUUGUCUACGAUCAACCGCCACUAUCGCAACCAACGCACAUCCCAGAACCCCAGGCCUAGUUUGACUCUAGAUCGUUAUCUCUCCGACAAUAGGUCGACUAGUACUGAAGCCAAUCCCUCGCUUAAACAACCCACGCCCAAUGCUGCAGCCCGACCAGACAACCGAGCAUCAAAUCAAAAUCAUCCCCAGCCCCGACGGCGGUUGAAGAAACGUACUCCAAACCGAAUCAACCUUAAUACCGAGCAGUACCAGCAAAAUCCAGAUCCUGCCGCGAUAAUCUCUGAUGACUCGGAGGCCCCUGCCAUAAAACAUGUCGCAAAAGCACGCCCUUCAUCUUUUACUGUCGGCGGCCUAUUCAACUUCCAACGUUUCUACCCAGUCGAAUUUGGCGUAACCUCCUUGCAUGACAAUACUUUUUUUCACGAGUCCACGUUCAUAGGAAGCGGAGAGUUCUCUCGUUCAUUGCAUGUUGCAAAACGUAACUUGGACCGGCAAGGUAAUUCAUUCUCUAUCCAGGUUGAGGAUGAAACUUUCAGCUGGGGAAGCUGGAACGAUACAGUGUCCUCUGAGAUGGGCCAAGUCUUCGAUGUAAUCGUCGAUAACGUUGAACGAAGUGCUACUACCUCCCCGGAGAUGGGCAUUACGCCUACUCUAGGAGUUGCAUCUAAUUUAUACAGGCUGUUGAUAAAGUACAUCACAGAAAGCCUGGUAUUCAUUGACCCGGUUGACCGCACAGGUUUCGUCACCCGUGCCGCCGGACUAGUCUCUCAGGUGAGAGAUCCUCUGACUGCAUUCCUGAGCAGUGAUGAAUACAACAAGACCGGGCUAGUCAAAAUUGCAUGCUUUGAUAUGGUGCUAUCAAACCAAAUUCGUCAAGUGGCUUCUCAUCCGCUUGUCAGCCCUGUUCUUGCCUCCGAAGCAUUGGACCUCGUCAAAAUAUCUGCCAAAGAUGUCGCAGGGCUGCUUGCAUCUAAAGCUAGCUCUUCGGAGUUCAAAGCGCUAUACAAAGACAAUAGCGAACUUGAACGCCGCGAGUCAGGAAUUCGAGAUGAUCAUCCAUCAGUGGAGGCUUAUGUCGUUAUCACGCAUAUUUUGCAUAACUCGGAUCAUUACAAGGGUUACUUUGAAGAACUUCAAUUCGAGACUUGCAACAGUGCUAUUGUCCAAAAUGAGAGAGAUGUUAGCAGUCUGGAAGCUGGAUGGCGUGGACUCUUCACAGUCUUGCCUUUGAAUGAAGUAGAUCAACUUGGGAUAGCACGCCCUGGUUAUCGUUUCAAAGCUGUCAAUGACAACUGGAGACUGGCGAAACGGCUUCUAGCUGCUGCCCUGGAUCACUUUGAUGCCAAUUCUAUGACGCAGCCCAUUUCAUAUAACAACUACUGCCGGGUUCUGUUCCAACGGUGUCAUCGCCUCAUUAAUUCUUGGGGAUGGCGAGAAUGCAAACCUGUCUUGGACGCACUGUUCGAUUUCUUCGCCAAAAAUACCCUGCACAACUUGAAACUAGAAGAAGCUAGCGGCUCACCAGCAUUUCUCGACGAACUUGAUGGUAAUCCUUCUCUGGAUGCUCGUCCGGGGGAACCGUGCUUCCAUACUUUCCUCAAGAUUGUAGCAAGUGGUCUUCGAUUCCUCACGAAAAGGUACGACAAGAAGAAGAUUCGAAAUUUCGCCUGGCGCCUUUUGCCAAACCAUGGUCGUGUGUAUCCCAAAGAGCAGCAAUUAAGACGGGAGGACCUUGAAGCUCUGCGAAAUCACCACGACCUGCUUAGCACCUUGUACUGGGCCGUUCCUGAUGGUUGCCGUCCUCGACUCGAGACAAUACGAAAUCUAGUCCAUCCUGCCACUUCGCACCGUGAAGCAUGCAGCAUCAGCCUACGCUCCUGGUCGAGGCUUGUCCGGUUCAAACUUUCCACAGACGAAGAUGUUUCGGGACUAGAUCCCUUUGGAGACUGGUAUGGCUUCUUUGUAACGGAGCUGCAUCAACAACAUUCAUACGCUCGCAAAGAAAUCGAGUCUCAAAAUACAGGCGACAACCGAGUCUCCCAGCAACUUGUUGAACGCACGAUCUCCCAGAACCAGAGGCAGAUCGAGGAGUUGUUGAGCUCUGCGCUUGCUGGGCUGCGGACUGCCGUGCAAGUCGCUCCCAAAUUGGAACAUUCGUAUAGAUUAGUUGCGAAGACUCCUUUCGAGUCAAUCAUUUCACUCUUCAACCCCAAGCUUCCGCGUGUCAAUUCUGUUGUAUCUGAGGCACUGCAGGUGGUGAUCGUCUACACGCAGAAAGAUGUCACAGCUACAUCAGCAGAAGUCCCUGUGGCGGUGACCGCCGAUGAAGACAGCCAGGAGUUCGGUGACUGGGAUGCCAUUGAGGCGGUUUGGGACGCGCAAACUCCACCCAGUGAAGGUGUCCAACAUAUCGCGAACGUUCUUCAUCCGAUUGUUUCCCGCCUUGUGUCGAAUUGCUUCGGUGAGGACCAUUGCCCAGCAGAUGCAAUGCUUCUCAUCGUGUUGGAAUGCUGGACUUCGGUCGCCUGUGUUCUCGUACGCCAUGGACUUCGGAGUUGGGAUAAUUACUUGAGUGAAUACGGCGAUGAUUCAUGGACGCGUCUUCGAAGGACUGUUCAAACACGGAAGUUCGCUCCACUCUUCGUCGCCUUAUGUCUUGAAAAAGAUGCGUGCAUUCUUUCUGACUGUCGGGUCGAGGUUAUCAGCUUGUGGAUGUCAUCGCUGGUUGAGCGCUCUUCGAUGCUGAAGUUUCAACAUCGUCUUUCUGAUGCUCUUAUGAACGCAAGUUCCCAGGAUCCCUUGCUUCACAAUCUUCCUUUCUUCAAGGAUAAGAAGACUGGCCGGUAUACGAUCACUUUAGAGGAAAUCAAUUCUCGGCGAAUAUCUCUUCUCUCCAGUCUAUUCUCCAAUAUGCGCCAACAAUUACAGGACAUGGAGCUUUCAAGCAAUCCAAAAUUCUCCGCGACAAAGCAAGAGUACUCUGAGAUAGUUCAGCGGGUGAUGACUUCCAUGAAAGACAACUACCAAGAGCUCGGGAAUGGAACGGCACAAGCUGUUCAAGGAACCUACGUCAAAUUCGUGCAUAACGUUAUUGGUUUCCUUCAGCAACAUACCAGCGACAUGAAACCCAUCGACCCAUUCUUUACAGAUCCCGCUUCAUUCCCCUUACCAUCUCAUGACCCACGCUACAUUGUUGCGAAACUGAAACGAUAUGAACCCAAGCUGUUCUCCAGCAAAGAAAUUUUGACCCUUAACGGGUUCAUCCAGAGCCUCUCCGAGCGUGCCGCAAUUGACUGUCAACAGACUUACCUGGUUGACCAGCUCCACACCUCGAUGAAAGAUACUUAUGAGGCUGGAAACCCCGAAAAGCCCACUCUUCGCACCGUUCUGUUGCAGUGUGUAUUCCCAGCUUAUCUCGAAGCAGCACUUGAGAAUCGCGCCGCCUGGAUUCUCGCUCAUCCCAUCAUCCAGACCAUCACGCUGGAAUUCCAGAACUUGCUUCGCAGCAUAGACACUUUCGAUCCAGCUUGCGUGUCGUCUGUCAUUGAGAUGAUCGACAUUGUAUGUCGGGCGUCCUGUCAAGCACUGAGCAUCGUCACAUCUCGUCGUCACCGUCUACAGAGUCCUGCGACUUUGUCUAUGAUCGGUGCCUUUGUCGAGAUGGUAUCCUCCGUUCUGCCUAUAGUCGACUACAUUGACCGCGUUACUGACACAUGCGAGGGUCUUUUCGUGCACAUCAAGUGGAUCCACAGCUUCAUCAAGGCUGCGACUGAAUGUCUGCAGUCUGCGGACCUAGAUGCGGACUCGCUCUCGGUCAGUGUCUACGUCACAUUCCCCGGUCAGCCGGCCUCGGCAGAUAGCAGGAAAAUUCAGCUCUUUGACACAGCCCACCACCUCGCCUCGACAGAUCUCCAAGCAUAUCUCAGCAAAUGGUCAUAUCACCAAGACAAGUAUUACUUUACGCGUCCUGGUCACGAGUCGCAGGAAAUCACUAUCGAGCCUCGAAUUGCCGUUGUCAUGGCUAGCCAAAAUGAAGCAAGGAAAGCAUACGAAGAAGCAGCGAGAGGAUUUAAUAGUCGUGUAGUGAGUUUGGAGUUGUUCUGA
Penicillium soppii is the source of this 7017-nucleotide messenger RNA. RefSeq lists its product as uncharacterized. Gene Ontology annotation, cellular component: nucleus; Cul8-RING ubiquitin ligase complex. The coding region runs from base 1 to 7017 and encodes 2338 amino acids. The record is from RefSeq and is a predicted model, not a curated record. Gene Ontology annotation, biological process: replication fork processing; double-strand break repair via homologous recombination. NCBI's taxonomy places the organism in Eukaryota, Fungi, Ascomycota, Eurotiomycetes, Eurotiales, Aspergillaceae. The transcript has a single exon.